GAGAGAGUGAGGAGGAAGAGGAGGAGGUGCCGUCCCACAAUACCAGGCGGGCGGGCGGUAGGCGGUUUGUAUCCGGGCUGUGAGGUGCUCGGCGCCUCCGCGGACCUUGCUGCCUCUGUCUCUUUAACGCGAGAGGAAGCGAUGCGGAGGGGUGGAAAAUGGCAGAGCUGCAGAUGUUACUAGAGGAGGAGAUCCCGUCUGGCAAGAGGGCGCUGAUAGAGAGUUACCAGAAUCUGACCCGGGUGGCGGACUACUGUGAAAACAACUACAUACAGGCUGCAGAUAAGAGAAAAGCUUUAGAAGAGACCAAAGCCUACACAACCCAAUCCCUAGCUAGUGUUGCUUAUCAAAUAAAUGCAUUGGCCAACAAUGUACUCCAGUUGCUGGAUAUCCAAGCCUCUCAGCUUCGGAGAAUGGAGUCUUCCAUCAAUCAUAUCUCACAGACUGUGGACAUUCAUAAAGAAAAAGUAGCUCGAAGAGAGAUUGGCAUUUUGACAACAAAUAAGAAUACAUCAAGAACUCACAAAAUAAUAGCACCUGCAAAUAUGGAGCGCCCUGUAAGGUAUAUUCGGAAACCUAUUGACUAUACAGUUCUGGAUGAUGUGGGCCAUGGUGUCAAGUGGCUAAAAGCCAAGCAUGGAAAUAACCAGCCUGCAAGAACUGGCACACUGUCGAGAACAAAUCCUCCUACUCAGAAACCACCAAGCCCUCCCAUGUCAGGCCGGGGAACACUGGGACGAAAUACUCCUUACAAAACCCUGGAACCUGUUAAACCCCCAACAGUUCCUAAUGACUACAUGACAAGUCCUGCUAGGCUCGGAAGUCAACAUAGUCCAGGCAGGACAGCUUCUUUAAACCAGAGACCGAGGACACACAGUGGAAGUAGUGGAGGGAGUGGAAGUCGAGAAAACAGUGGAAGCAGCAGUAUUGGCAUUCCCAUUGCCGUGCCUACACCUUCACCACCCACUAUUGGACCAGAAAACAUUUCUGUCCCUCCUCCUUGUGGAGCUCCACCAGUAUCACCUCCUCCACCACUUCUCCCAGUGAACACUGUGAUAGCAGCGCCGGGUUCAGCUCCUGGUUCCCAGUAUGGCACAAUGACCAGGCAGAUUUCCCGACACAACUCGACCACCUCCUCGACAUCUUCUGGUGGAUACAGACGAGCUCCCUCUGUGACUGCUCAGUUUUCUGCUCAGCCUCAUGUUAAUGGAGGUCCACUUUAUUCUCAGAAUUCAAUUUCUGUUGCUCCACCCCCUCCCCCUAUGCCUCAGUUGACUCCACAGAUACCUCUCACAGGCUUCGUGGCCAGGGUGCAGGAAAACAUUGCUGAUAGUCCAACCCCACCACCGCCACCUCCCCCAGAUGACAUUCCUAUGUUUGAUGACUCUCCACCUCCGCCACCACCACCCCCAGUGGAUUAUGAGGAUGAAGAGGCUGCAGUAGUUCAGUAUAAUGAUCCAUAUGCAGAUGGGGAUCCUGCUUGGGCCCCCAAGAAUUAUAUUGAGAAAGUUGUGGCAAUAUAUGAUUAUACGAAAGACAAGGAUGAUGAGCUAUCAUUUAUGGAGGGUGCAAUCAUUUAUGUAAUAAAGAAGAAUGACGAUGGCUGGUAUGAAGGAGUCUGCAAUCGAGUGACUGGUCUGUUCCCUGGGAACUAUGUUGAAUCAAUCAUGCACUAUGCUGAUUAAAUUUUUUGCUUUUAAAGUAGGUUCUUAUUAUUCAGUCAUACUGUGGGACUAUUAUGGUUAACAGAAUUGUCUUAAAAUGUUUUCAAAUGUGCCCAUAUUUUCAGGACAUGCUGUUUUAUUGGUAUAAUUGAAUGUCUACCUGUAAGCAUAAGUCUUUGAGGCAGUUUGUGUAUUGCUAAACAGCAAUUAAUACAGGAGGCUGUCCAUACCUGAUUAUGCUUAUGUACUUACUUACACAGUUAACUUUAUGACCAGCCUAAGUAUUCUGGGGGUGUGGGGUAGAAUAUUUAACAAAUCAUGAUUCAGACUGUACCAUUACAUGUUUCCGUGCAGCAUGGUUACUAACGCUAUGUCAGACUAAUAUUAAAAUCAGAAAACUUCAAUCCUGGUGCUGGUCAUACUUUUUGUUUAGACUUUCUCAUUCUUGAAAUAUAUUUGUUUAAAGCAUGCAUACAAAUUUACGUAUUGAAAUAUACUUAAAAAAUCCAAGAUGCUUCCAAUUUGUGUAAUAUUUACUUGGAGUACUCGUACUUAGGUCUCUUGAAACGAAUUGAGUCUCUAAGGUCUCCAUGUGAAACAAAACAAAGGGUUAUCUGUAAUGUUGUAAUUUGUACCUAAGUUUUUUAAUGAGUGAAUUUGCAUUAUAAAUUUUUUCCAUUCAUAAAUAAGUGAACCAAAGGUUUUUGUCCUUUCCUUCACUGGUUUGCUUUUAAAAUGAAUGAAUAAAUAAAUAAAUAAAGUAUACUGAUUUAUUGCAGAA
This is a messenger RNA of Acinonyx jubatus (cheetah), 2445 nucleotides long. RefSeq names its product abl interactor 1 (gene ABI1). Bases 159 to 1685 code for a protein of 508 amino acids. Gene Ontology annotation, cellular component: intracellular anatomical structure; lamellipodium. Gene Ontology annotation, molecular function: cadherin binding; SH3 domain binding. Lineage: Eukaryota; Metazoa; Chordata; Mammalia; Carnivora; Felidae. The transcript has 12 exons. The record is from RefSeq and is a predicted model, not a curated record.